Molecule: messenger RNA, 1101 nt
Organism: Papaver somniferum (opium poppy)
Lineage: Eukaryota; Viridiplantae; Streptophyta; Magnoliopsida; Ranunculales; Papaveraceae
Exons: 4
Coding region: 1-1101 (366 amino acids)
Source: RefSeq, a predicted model, not a curated record
AUGAAGUUAAUAAGUGAUCUUAAUAAGCCAUGGAUAAUUCUUGGUGAUUUCAAUGCAGUAAUUUCUCAAGAUGAAAAAGUUGGUGGUAGACUUCCUAAUAGAACUGCAAUGUUGGAUUUCAAUGAAUGUAUAAAUCAGUGUGAACUUCUUCCUGCUCCAAAAAAUGGUCUUCAAUUUUCUUGGUCUAAUUGUCAACAAGUUUUUGGAAAUGUUCAAGUAAAGAUAAAAGAAGCUGAAGAAAGAGUUCAAGCUGCAACUGAGAUAUCUGAUAAUAAUCCAUUUGAUGAAGAUGCUCUAAAUGAAUUAGUUCAAGCUCAAAAUGAACAUGCAAGUAGAGAGAUUAGAAAUGCAAGGAAUACGAUUAAUGAAAUAGAAGAUGAUGAUGGGAAUGUACUUGCAAGUCGGGAUUUAAUAGCUCAAUACUUGGUUAACCAUUUUCAAAAGAAAUUUGAGCAUGCCCCUGUGGAAGAAGCUGAUGAACUGUUGGAGACACAAGCUGCAAAAACUGCCAAUCAGUUCAAACCAAUAGGAUUGAGCAAUGUUAUCUUUAAGAUAUUUACAAAAAUAAUCACCAGCAGAAUGAGUGAGUUAAUGAAGAAGCUGAUAUCUCCUCAACAAGUAGCAUAUGUCAAAGGAAGAACUAUUCAUGAACAAGUUAUUCUAGCAUCUGAACUUGUUAAUGAAAUGAAGUUUAAAAGAAGAGGAGGGAAUAUAAGUAUGAAACUUGACAUUUCUCAGGAUUAUGACACAGUAAGUUGGGAGUUUUUGAUCAAAGUAUUAAAGAAAUAUUGCUUUUCAAAUGAUUGGUGUGAAUGGAUAAUAACUUUGUUUAAAUCAGCAAGAAUUUCAGUGUUGGUGAAUGGAGGACCCUGUGGCUUUUUUAAAGUUGAAAGAGGGCUGAGGCAGGGAGAUCCCUUAUCUCCAAUUAUUUUUGUGAUUAUGGAAUAUGUAUUUAGCAAAAACAUUUCAGCUAUGGUGGAGAAAAGAAAAAUGCAGUCAAUGGUUACAAAAAAAGGUAUUCACCCUACACAUCUCUUCUUUGCAGAUGAUGUAUUCAUUUUUAGCAAUGGCGGUAGGAAGAGUUUAUUAAAUCUGCUUUAA